CAGACCUGAUUUCGAUGCUCGCCCCAAAAGAUGCGUUCUUCUCAUCCGAUAGAAUCCAUACCUGCACCAGGAACUCGCUAGUUGUAAGCAUCGAGCUAAAGGGGCAAAUAGAUCCGAACCAUAUUCGGAAACUUUUAAACACGAAAAUACUCCAGUCAAGGGAUCAGAAUGGAAAUUUGUUGUACCCCGAAAUCGGAUGGAGCAUGAGGCACUGGCUGGGGUUUCCUUUCUGGUCGCAGGCUUCCUUAAUUGAGGAUAAUGUCCGGGUUUCAAGUGAAGAUGUUGACCUGAAGCAACUCCAGGCACAAUUGGCUGUUCAAGAAUAUCGCGAAAAUGCUCCCUUAUGGGAACUUGUCCUGCAUACAAAUUGCGUACUGCUCCGAUGGCACCAUUCCCUGUCGGAUGGGUAUGGAAUGCUCCUGCUCCACGAGGAAUUGAGGACGCUGGGCACUGCAAAAAAAUUGCGACCUGUAGUACCAUCAAGGAAAUCUAUUGGGACAUCCUUCCUGCCCUAUUUGGCACUGCCGUAUGACCUGAUUAAGCUAUUUGUCGAAUUACUUCUAACGGAGUGGUUCCCAUUGGAUAAAAAAAGCUGGACAAAAUUCAACGCAAAAUCCAGCCCCCUUGAAACCUCUGCUCGUCUCUGCUCCCACACCAGUGAAGCCAUCCCAUUCAGCGUGAUUCGCAAGCUGGGAGUUAAAUUCGGCGUGAAUGGGACGGCUGUUUUACAUUCCGCAAUUUUAGGCGGGUUAAGGACCUUCUUUCUCGCCAACGGGAGAAACAUUCCGUCCUCCGUGGCCGUAGAGACACCCAUUCCCGAGUCGGUGGAGAGGAAGAGAAGAUUGGGAAAUAAUGUAACUCUUCGCUGUUACUCGGCUCCCCUUGGAAGUCUAGAUGCUCAAACUAGGCUUCGCUUAGUCCAUUCAGGUAUCCUGUCCAUGAAGAGGUCCACUUUCCCCCUUGCAAUGACAUUGGCCGUGGCAGCGUUGGGUCACCUUCCUCGCACCUUGUUGAGAUUUACCUUCGCCGCGAAUGAUAAGAGGCAACGGAUUUUCAUCUCCAAUUUGGCCGGGUUUGAAGAGGCGACAGACUUCUGUGGCCAUCAGGUCGAAAAUAUUUCCAUGGCGGCGGGAAUAUAUGUAGGAAAUGCAGGCAUUGGGAUUACGCUCAUUUCGUCCGGGGGUGAAUUACGAGUGACAGUACUAGCGGAUAGAAAUAUACUCCAUGACGAUUUAUGUGCGUUGCGGGUGACGGAAAACUUCAUGGCAGAGCUGGACUUGUUACGAGCAGCGUGCCCAGACGGGAACAAGGAUGACACUUUUACGAUAUGAUACAUAUGAUACGAUACGAUAAAUGUGUGAUACGAUAUGAUUUUAGGGUAUGAUUAAGCAAUUAAUUUAAAUGAAAGAAUGUUGAAGAAAUAAUAUAUUUUUAGUAACUUGUGGAACUGAAUUUCGAGUUUUUGCAACUAAUUGUAAGCAAUAUACUUCUAUGAUAAAUAAUUAAUAGCUCAUUAUGAAAAUUUCUUAGUACUAUUUUUAUUUUUGUGUGUAACCCCAUAUGGAACAUAUGUAAAUUUGUUACUUGAUUUGAAUUAAUGCAAAUAUCUAUCACACGAUAUAUAUCACGCUAUUUUUUACGAAGUCUAAUUUUCGAUACCACUUCGCCUUAUCAACAACUUUUGCAACAGCGCCUUUCAUGGUCAAUGUCAAGGUCAUCUCCAAUAAAUAUUUUGGCGUA
Messenger RNA from Folsomia candida, 1740 nucleotides. RefSeq lists its product as uncharacterized. Gene Ontology annotation, molecular function: long-chain-alcohol O-fatty-acyltransferase activity; diacylglycerol O-acyltransferase activity. Gene Ontology annotation, biological process: triglyceride biosynthetic process. The transcript has 5 exons. NCBI's taxonomy places the organism in Eukaryota, Metazoa, Arthropoda, Collembola, Entomobryomorpha, Isotomidae. The record is from RefSeq and is a predicted model, not a curated record. Bases 15 to 1331 code for a protein of 438 amino acids. Gene Ontology annotation, cellular component: plasma membrane.